AUGCCGACAACGUUCAAGCCGGCGAUUGAAUCCAGCGACGCGGACAAAUGGAAAGCUGCAUGUGAAUCGGAACUAGAGUCACUCUUCAAGAACAAGACUUGGGAUGUCGUGCCUCUGCCAACGGGGCGCGAAGCAAUUGGUUGCAGAUGGAUGUUUCGAGUCAAGGAAAACCAAGAAGGAGUCAUUGAGCGUUUUAAAGCGCGACUUGUGGCCAAGGGAUUUUCACAGAAAUUUGGAGUCGAUUAUAAGGAAACAUUUGCACCGGUGGCGAAAUUUACUUCGAUUCGCAUUGUAUUGAGCAUGGCUGCCAAGUACGGCUUGGCGCUGCAUCAGAUGGACGUUAAGACUGCAUUUUUGAAUGGAGUUCAAGAUGAAGAAAUUUAUUUCUAG
Plasmopara halstedii is the source of this 390-nucleotide messenger RNA. Its product is annotated as retrotransposon ty1-copia subclass. The transcript has a single exon. The record is from RefSeq and is a predicted model, not a curated record. Lineage: Eukaryota; Oomycota; Peronosporomycetes; Peronosporales; Peronosporaceae. The coding region runs from base 1 to 390 and encodes 129 amino acids.